AUGUGUGUUGACUUCACCAACCUCAAUAAGGCAUGCCCCAAAGAUAACUUUCCUUUACCAAGAAUCAACCAGCUGGUUGACUGUGUUGACUUCACCAACCUCAAUAAGGCAUGCCCCAAAGAUAACUUUCCUUUACCAAGAAUCAACCAGCUGGUUGACGCUACGACAAAGCACGAGUUGUUGAGUUUCAUGGAUGCCUAUUCAGGGUAUAACCAAAUCCAGAUGCACCCAGCCGACCAAGAGAGCACAUCCUUUAUCACCGAUUAG
This is a messenger RNA of Prunus armeniaca (apricot), 267 nucleotides long. NCBI's taxonomy places the organism in Eukaryota, Viridiplantae, Streptophyta, Magnoliopsida, Rosales, Rosaceae. The record is from the annotation of a GenBank genome assembly.